Messenger RNA from Hyposmocoma kahamanoa, 2499 nucleotides. RefSeq lists its product as uncharacterized. The transcript is spliced from 12 exons. The record is from RefSeq and is a predicted model, not a curated record. The coding region runs from base 389 to 1951 and encodes 520 amino acids. Lineage: Eukaryota; Metazoa; Arthropoda; Insecta; Lepidoptera; Cosmopterigidae.
CACUGGCGCGCCACUUGACGCUGACGCAGAUGGCUCUCCCGAUUCGCUAGAGUUCUAUCAUGAGUUGGAGCUGUAUCGGCAGCUAUUGGCGCUACCUGCUCCUACGACAGCAUCGAAGCAGCUACCUCCGUCCGCUCCGGCCACGCCAGCCGUUGCACCUACACGUGGCCUACCACGGCGGGCUCGCACCCCAGAUCCAACCCCUCCGCGCACUUCACAAGAUGGCGCGCGGAAAGACAGUUAUUCCCGAUCUCCUGCGCCUCGUGCAACUCUACCAAGGCGUUUGCCACCAGCAGCGCACGUGCGUGCUGCUCGGUAUCUGGGUUCUUUCCCGACGGAGGGUGCGGCGAGUGCGGAAGUGGACACAGGGGCAGAUGGCGCAUCGGACAUGGAUACAGCCAGGUCACAUCGACUGUCCGAUCAGCUUCAUCAAUUGAAGGAAAGCGGGCAGGCGGCACCGGUGCUAGUGGUGAUCGCGCUCUCAGGGGUCAAGGUAUGCGACCCCGACGAUCAGAGAGUGCGCAUGUCGCAUGCUUUACGGCGUAUAUCUUAUGCGACAUGUGAAGCUGCGCGUGCGCUGUUCGCGUUUGUGGCGCGUGAGCCAAGACAGCCACACGCCAUUGCGCCUGCUCCAGCUGCGCUUGCGACGCCGUCGUUGACCAACGGCACGCCAGACGUGCGGCAGUACUGCCACGCCUUUGAGACUGAUACGCCCAACCAGGCGGAAGAAUUAAACACGUUAUUGGGAGAUGCGUUCCGAAUGGCGUUCGCGUCACAGUUACAGCCCUCCGCGCCGCUCUGGAGUAAGGAGCUAAGUAAUAGCGAGUGCGGUAUGGGUGUGCGUGCGCCCGACUCUCUGCCUGGCCUUGCGCGACAUUAUCCUCAAUGUCUAUCCCCAGCGAAAUGCAAUAUAAUGGGUGUGUCGCGUCUGGUAAACGAGCCAAGUCCCAGCAGUUCGGAGGAAUCCAGUUCUCCUACCGAAUUGACGAGCUACCGGCGGCUCGGCGAGCGUCUGGCCAGUGGUGGCGGCGGAUGUGGCAGGAAUGGGGAAGAACGCGCACCGCUUAUCAAGCGACUCGCGUUAGGACUGAGCGGCGCAUUGCUGCAGCCUUCCGAUGACGAUUCUACACCACUUGUUGCCGAUACUCCUACUACGCCCACCAAUAUUCCUCUGUGUUUAAACGGUGGUUACAUAAACGAGGCGUCAGAGGCAGAAGCUCGGACGCGAGAAAGCAACAGAGAGCCUCCAGCACCGCCACGCCGUCUUAUGGCUUCUGACAAUGUGAUGGAUAACAAUGCAUCCAGUCUAGUCAGUACUGACACCUUAGACGUUGAUUUUCGAAAAUGUAAUAAUAUAAACAAUUGUAGUCCGGGCGCUGCAUGUAGUAGGACCACAUCGUCAUCAUCAGGCGCGUCAUCGAGUGGUGCAUCGCACUGUUCACCCAACAAUAAUCCCCGUGUAGAGCCAGAACUUAAACAAGCACCCUGGUUCCAACAGGGUAUUCCUAGGGAGAUAGCAUUAGAAGUACUAUCAGGACAACCGGUGGGUGCCUUCCUCGUUCGCGGAAGCACAACGCAGCCAGCAUGUUACGCACUAUCAGUACGUGUACCAAGGGAUUUUCAACCUGCUGGCAUAGCACAUUAUCUGAUACUACGUACACCCAAGGGGUACAAAAUCAAGGGGUUCACGAAAGAGUUCACUUCGCUAAGUGCACUGGUAACGCAUCAUAGUGUGAUGCCAGAACUGCUGCCGGUGCCGCUACGGCUGCCUCGUCCCCCGCACCGGGCCCCAGCACCCUCACGGCGUGAUCACGCGGACAUCGACGCUCUCUCCCCGCACUCCACACCACAUCACACGCCUAGACACACACCCCGCCACACACCACACCAUACUUCACAUCAUAACACUCCGCACCAUAUACAUAAUUUCCUUACGCAGUUAGACGUUUAGACUGUUGAACAAGUGUUGUGAUAAGCACUAAAUAGACCUAUCUGACUAGAUUCCUCUGAAACUGGAACCCAAGAUAGGUUAUCAGAAUGUUUUGUUAUAUAAGCACUGAAAAAUCAAAACUAUAGUGGAAUUAGUAAAGGUGUAUGAUGGCCUCGAUGGGCGGGGCAGUCCGCUAAGCGAUCUCUUAAAAACAUUGUAAAUGUGUUUCAAGUGAUAUAUAAAUGGACGUGUGGUGUAUAUAAUAUGAAAUUGUGAUAUACACAACACGCUUCAUGUAAUUUCGAUUUUACGCAGCUGCAUUGUUUCCGCUCUUUAUCACAUUAUUGAAAACGAAGACAACGUUUGAAUAUGUGAUUUUAACUCGAUAAAUAACCCUUAAAUCACCGUUAAAAGUAAUGUGUCAAAAAUGAAACGUUGCUAAAGUUUAAGGUUAUAUUUACAAAGACAGCAAUAAAAACUAUAAAAAAAUAUGUAAUUUUGUAUAAAACCGACCGUAGUUUGCAGAAUAUCGUAUAAACUAAAGUGUAUGCUAACAUAUACUAACAUUG